AUGGAGAAAGUUAACAGCACUGCAGAGGGAGCUGGGAGGUGGGAUUGAGAGAAUGACUUUAAGGGGAAGGAUUGAACAGGGAGGAGAGGUUCAGAGAAGGGGGAGGUGAUGUCUGAUAGCCAAUGACAAACUUGGAAACAAAAUCUUUGGGAGGGUACGAUGGUUAAUCUUAACACAACACGGCCUUAACAUUUGGGAAUUUGGAAAAGAAAACGGGGGAAUAGCUGAAUGUGCAUGAAAAGCAACCCAAAGGUAUUUCCAAGCGAGCCUGAGGAGAUUAACUGACCCUGAAGGAAUGAGACAGUCAGGAAGGAGGAGACGAAGAAGCCGGCUCGCCUUUAACACAGGGACAUGUUUUCCGAAGUGAGUCUGCAUUAUUUAUGUGGCUGAGGGUUCUUGGUAUUCAGACGAACGAGAGAAGCACUGUGGCCCAUGGUGCUAAGAUCCAGAAGGAGCAAGUGACAGGAACAAGUGGAGGCUGCUGGAGGAGACAAAGGCUUAGAGCAGAGGUAGAAGGGAAAGGUGUGCAGGAUGAACGCCCUCCAGAAGAACCAGGGGCAGACGGACCGCAUCUUGGGCGCCAUGGCAGACAUGCUGACCUCAUUGGCCAUACCCAACCACCAAUGGAUUUCAGAGAUCAACAAAGAUGGCUGCUCGAUGGACGGAGAGAAGCAGGGAAUUGGACAGAUUGACUGGGGUCCCGUAGGAACAGCCUGGGAGGGAACGCCGCCAGACUGUCUGGAGCAGGCUGAGAAAACGGGAGCAGCAGAGUCAUACUCUGUGGCUGGCAGCGAGGGCAGCAUCUCCACCUCGGUGGCAUCACUGCCCCCCCAGGCCUCUGGAGGCUCUGCCCCCGGCUCUCCCGGUUCCCGCCGCUCCAUCAGCACCCUCAAGAAGUGGCUCACCAACCCAGUGCGCAAGCUGAGUGCCGGGCCUAGCAGCGGGGGCAGCAAGGGCGAGCGGACAGUAUGCCGAACCGAUGGUACAAAGCCCCCGCCUAGCUCGCAGACCCAGGACCUGGGCACCAUCCAUGGGCAGGAAGAUGGAAUGACGGUGCUCCCAACUGUGGAAUGGAGAGAUGAUCCAGGUCCUGGUCACCCUGAAGAUGGGAGCCCACCCACCUCACCGUCUCACGGCCUGCUGUCUGCACUGGCUGGCUGUGAGAAUGCACAAUGGACCAAUCUGCUACCUGAUGAAGAGGCUUCCUUGCUGACGGACGACUCCUCCAGUCUAUCAUUAGCUGUUGCAGAGAGUGAAGAGGAAAGGAAGAGUGCAUUGGAGAAAAGCAUGUACGUCUUGAAGGAGCUGGUUGAGACAGAGAAACUAUACGUGAUUGACCUAGGGCUUAUAGUGGAGGGUUACAUGGCCACCAUGAACGCCAAAGGGGUACCUGAGGACAUGAAAGGGAAGGACAAGAUUGUGUUUGGGAACAUCCACCAGAUCUUCGACUGGCAUAAAGACUACUUCCUGGGGGAGCUGGAGAAGUGUGUGGUGGAGCCGGAAAGGCUGGCUCAGCUCUUCAUCAAGCACGAGCGGCGCCUUCACAUGUACGUGGUGUACUGUCAGAACAAGCCCAAGUCAGAGCACAUAGUGUCUGAGUACAUCGAGACCUACUUUGAAGAUCUGAGACAACAGCUGGGCCAGAGGCUGCAGCUGAACGACCUUCUCAUCAAACCGGUGCAGAGAAUUAUGAAGUACCAACUACUGCUUAAGGAUUUUCUGAAGUACUCUACCAAGGCUGGAAUGGAUACUGCAGAGCUGGAGAAAGCAGUGGAGGUGAUGUGCUUUGUACCCAAGAGAUGCAACGACAUGAUGAAUGUUGGUCGGUUACAAGGAUUUGAGGGGAAGAUCACGGCUCAGGGAAAGCUGCUACAACAGGACACCUUCAUGGUCACGGAGCAAGACAGCGGUUUCUUGUCUCGCGCCAAGGAGAGACGCGUCUUCCUGUUUGAGCAGAUAGUCAUCUUCAGUGAACCGAUUGACCGGAAGAAGGGCUUCUCACUUCCAGGUUACAUCUUCAAGAAUAGCAUUAAAGUCAGCUGUCUGGGGGUGGAACACUGCCCGGAUGGGGACCCCACGCGCUUUGUGCUGACGUCUCGUGGAGCGGAUGGCAACGCGGUUCGCUUCGUCCUGCAGGCCGUUACCCCCGAAAUCCGCAGGGCCUGGGUGAAUGACAUUGUCCAGAUACUGGAGACCCAGCGUAACUUCCUGAAUGCCCUGCAGUCACCGAUCGAGUACCAGCGCCUGGAGAAGAAGACCAGCAGCCUGGGCCGGGCCAUGCGGGACCCGAUGGCCGCUGCCGCCGCCCUUCGCCCCCACUCCUCCGCCUCCAUUGACAGACAGCGCUUUCCCAGCUUGCGGUCCUACAAUGCAUCACUGCCAUCCCUCUAUUUAUCCAGCCACAGACACUCAGAUGUGCAGGAGAUUGAGAAGUGUCGUCCACUAGCAUCCCAGCAAAGCCACGGACAUUCAAAGCGCCAGUGCCUUCCUGCACAGCAGCAAGAGCAGUGACCAAGGAAAGGUGACCAGAGAGUCCCAAAAAGAAAAGUAGAGUUUCGCAUAACCACUGCCCCUGCACUUUAGUGAGGAUGUGACCAGGUUGUUGCAGGACACCCUGUGAGCUCUGUGGGGACCCAUUCCACAACAGCUUACAUACCACAUCUUGGACAGAUUACAGGAGAUCUUGUGCCCUUAUUAUCAUGUAAUGAUGUUGUUUUCAGAUUUUUCAGACCUUACUUAUUUCCUGACAUUCUGGCAAGAGUGAUCCGUAAUGGUGAAGCCAGUCCUCAUGGUUUGUGUUAUUUUUUUUUUUAAUUUUUAGCACAGCCAUCUGGUGCUUUUCUACAGUUUUUGUUUCUCUCCAUCUGUUUUAAAUGGGCAUCAUGAAUUGCUGAUGGAAAAUCUCAUAUCGAAAUGGGGAUGUCAUUAUACAGGGGGAUCUGUGCAUGCAUGUGGGUGGGUGUUUCGUGGGUAAUGGAAAGACAUGUAGCACAAAAUUGCAGCCACACUAUUAGCGAACACUCUUCAGACUCAGAUCUGCGAUGCCAAUACUGUCAUCAUAUGGACCGGCGAAAACUCUCUCUGCAUUUGGUGACAAAGACAAUGCGUUUAUUGGAACUCACAUUUGUAAUAUAUUAAUGAUUUUGGGAUUUUUGUUUUUUGGGAAAAGGCAGUUGGUUGAAUCUUUUUCCUCCAUUGCCAUCAUGAAUUAAGCUCGAGCAUGGAUCCAUUUGGAGAAAAGGGGGCUCCGGUGAGAUCGAGAUGGAAGAGCUGGUGGUCCGUAGGCUAGAGGCCCCCCUCAGAGCUCCCCUGAACCAUUGCAUCACAGAAACACACGUGCCCACUGGGAACUUUCACCCAAAGUCUGGAAGACAGGAGGUCAUGUGUUUUCAGUUUGACCAUGAAUUCUUUCUCUCAUGAUUUUUGUUUGUAAUAAAACUGGUGAGAUAAACAGGCAGGCAGGUACACUCCUUGGUCACAUGAUGCUGAUCAGUCUUCAGUUUCAACAUCAAACGGCCUUCUAUAAGCUCAAAGUCGUGGCAUUUUUGUAGCUUUUAGGACCGAAGUAUUAAAUAUAUUUAUGCCAAAUUAGUCUUUUGAUCCACUCACAUUUAGAAAAAAAUGAGUCUUUUUCAACGACUUUUUGUUGUUCAGGUUUGAAAUUCAGUAGCAAAUCAUUUCAUGUCUUGUAGUAAACUGUGGUAAAACAAAUAUCGAAAAACUAAGUCUCUGAAUUUGCUACAUAGGUGCUUAAACACAACACAAAUUUCAUGCCAUUACUUCCUAUAAGUAUUUUUUUCUGUUGAGAAACUAGAGUGUAGGUGGCAGUUGCUAUCAAUUUAUGCAUAAAGUAUACAGAAAUUCCUGUGAUUCACUUGGUGAUAUAUACAGGCAGGAAAAUGGAAUAGUACUUUUGAAUUCAUGUGGCAUAAUCAUUUUCAAAGGGAAACAAGUACCAAAUAUUUUCUUGCGCAUACUCAUUUUGUAUUUUUAUGGUAAACCAUUGAUUAUAGAUGAAAAGAAGCAAAAAAUAUUUUUGACUGUGUAGGAAUGUCCAGAAACAUGUUAUUUUUAUGGAAUUUGAAUUGUACUAAAAGUAUGCCUGAAUUCCAAGGAUCUGAAAAUGUACCAAAGCCCAAUUUUCACAAAACAUAUACAGUAUACAGUUUACUAAGUGAACGGAAAGAUGAAACUCAGUGGAAAAGUUCUCCAAACUUAAUUCACGUGAUUGUGGGCAUGCAGUUUGUUUCAGGACCACCACUGGAAGCUUCACCAAUCUGACACUCAUUUUCCAUUUAAUUAAUAUAAAACGUUUUCUGAUUACUGACAAUCAUAUCUUGACCUGGAGGUAAACUAUAUGUUAACUGCUUAAGAUUUUAAUUUGUAAAUACAUUUUUAUUGUUGUUUGGCCAUAUAAAGAUCUUUUGGUCUUAAAAUAGCUCUAUGAAACCUUGUGGGGCAUGCAGUUGUACCCUUCAGCAGGGUACUUAACCUGAAUUACUUUAAUGAGUAUCUGGCUGUCACCAUGACGCUGUACUGGAUAAGUGCUGUAUCAGAUGCACGGACGCAGUAUGCCACUGUGUAAAAGGAUAAUGUAUAAAAAAUGGGGUGCGUUGCUUUUAAUUAAAAUGUCUGUUAACUAAAUAAAAAACAAUACAUUUACGUUUA
Messenger RNA from Brienomyrus brachyistius, 4668 nucleotides. RefSeq names its product Rho guanine nucleotide exchange factor (GEF) 25a (gene arhgef25a). Gene Ontology annotation, cellular component: cytoplasm; plasma membrane. Gene Ontology annotation, biological process: axon guidance. NCBI's taxonomy places the organism in Eukaryota, Metazoa, Chordata, Actinopteri, Osteoglossiformes, Mormyridae. The record is from RefSeq and is a predicted model, not a curated record. Bases 532 to 2511 code for a protein of 659 amino acids. Gene Ontology annotation, molecular function: guanyl-nucleotide exchange factor activity. The transcript is spliced from 17 exons.